This is a messenger RNA of Capronia epimyces CBS 606.96, 237 nucleotides long. RefSeq lists its product as uncharacterized. The record is from RefSeq and is a predicted model, not a curated record. The transcript has a single exon. Lineage: Eukaryota; Fungi; Ascomycota; Eurotiomycetes; Chaetothyriales; Herpotrichiellaceae. The annotation marks the transcript as partial.
GCCACCCAGAUUUAUGACAGUCCGCCUCGCUUCCUCGAAAGUUACGGCAUCACUUUAGGCCUUCUAGGCCUAUCGCUCAUGUGCCUGACCAUUCUUUACUUUUCGCUCUACCGCGAAAACAAGAAGAGAGAUGCCAAUGCCAAAGAGCUCCAAGAAAGGGGAGAUGUCUAUCCGCUAGCGUUCGAGGCGUUCGAGGAGAUGUACGGCUAUCAUCCAAAUUUUAGAUACGCGCUAUGA